AUGCAGCUCACGACCCUCGCCGCCGGCCUCCUGGCCCUCGCUGCCUCCGCCUCGGCGACCCCCGUCAUGGGCACCAUCAAGAUGUUCUUCGACCGGGACUCCGACUGCACCGGCACGCCGAUCCCCAUCAACGGCGACGGCUCGUCCGUGGCGAUCCCGCCCGACUACGUCGGCCAGUGCCACGGCAUCCCCGCCGGCUUCGGCAACAAGACCUACAAGAGGUUCUCCGCCAGCGGCUUGACCCCGAUCUUUAGCUUCGAGCUGUACACGGACUCCGAGUGCCAGAACCUCGCCACCAACGCCUCCAACGUCUGCGUGUCCGACGUCAAGUCUUACAUCGGCCGUCGCCGGGACGGCAACUGA
This is a messenger RNA of Colletotrichum higginsianum IMI 349063, 363 nucleotides long. RefSeq lists its product as uncharacterized. NCBI's taxonomy places the organism in Eukaryota, Fungi, Ascomycota, Sordariomycetes, Glomerellales, Glomerellaceae. Bases 1 to 363 code for a protein of 120 amino acids. The transcript has 2 exons. The record is from RefSeq and is a predicted model, not a curated record.